Benincasa hispida (wax gourd) is the source of this 1370-nucleotide messenger RNA. RefSeq names its product alkylated DNA repair protein ALKBH6 homolog. Gene Ontology annotation, cellular component: nucleus. The record is from RefSeq and is a predicted model, not a curated record. NCBI's taxonomy places the organism in Eukaryota, Viridiplantae, Streptophyta, Magnoliopsida, Cucurbitales, Cucurbitaceae.
UAUAAUUUGGAUAAUCCUUGAGCAAAUAGUCCCCAAAUGUUUAAGUUCCUUACGAUGACUGAAGUUUGAGUGUGAAGUAGCCACCGUCUGAAGCUCCGAUCGUGGUCGCCGUUCGAUGGAAGCGUGGGUUCACCGAGUAGCAGCAGUUGCGCGAGAGAGGGAAGUUCAAUCGCAAGGCACAAUAUGAUUUUUUAGGGUUUUUUUUUUAAUUAAAUCUAAAGAGCAAUUUCAUCCAGCUCCCACCCUUUCCCAUAAUUUCCAUCUAGCUGUUCUUAGGGUUCUAAAUCCUUCUGCAAAUUGAGGUUUUGAAUCAUAGCCAUGGAAUCGGCCGAAGGGCUUAAUAAUUUCAAAGUGGGGCAUCUUCCAACAGUGUUCUAUAUUCCCAACUUCAUAACACACGACGAUGAGACCCUGCUUCUAGAUAAUAUUUAUAAAGCGCCUGCGUCAAAAUGGAAAUCUUUGAAGAAUAGGAGGCUGCAAAAUUGGGGUGGCAUUGUACAUGAAAAAGGUCUUCUCCCCCAAGAAUUGCCUGUUUGGCUGACAAAUAUCACCAAGAAGAUCUAUCAAGAAACAAAUCUAUACCCUGCACCCAUAAACCAUGUUCUUAUCAACGAAUACCUUCACAAUCAAGGCAUAAUGCCGCACCAAGAUGGCCCUGCUUACUUUCCUGUAGUAGCAAUUCUAUCUCUUGGUUCUCCUGUUGUUAUGGACUUCACGCCCCAUUCAAGGUUGAAAUCAUGUGCAGACCAGUUGACAGAAAACUUCGACGACAAAGAUUCUAAUGGAACAACUCACUGCCCUUUCUCUGUACUUCUAAUGCCUCGUAGUUUGCUCAUAUUUAAGGAUGAAGCUUAUUCUGGUUACUUGCAUGGUAUCAAUGACAACAGUCUUCAAUGUUAUGAACAGACAGUGAACAAAAUUGAGGUUCAAAGCACGCUAUUAGAAACAGAAAAUCAGACAGUCAAAGUGAACCAUGAUCAUAGUUCUUUCGAGAGAACAAAUACUCGAGUUUCGUUGACAUGUCGAUUAGUACCAAAGGUUCACAAGCAUUUGUUUAGGCAUUGAACAUUCCUUGAAGAAGUUUUUGGUUUGUACAGUAUUAGAAGUUUUAAAUAGUCUACUGGCUAUCAUAUCAUAUGAGCAUUAAAAUGCAUUGGUAAUGGCUACAAAAUAGAAAGGAAACUAUACCCGACUAGGGAUGGGUAUGCUUAGAAAAUUUAAUAGAAUAAAUUCAGAGAAUGUUGCCAUACUCGUAGUAACGCAAUGAACUUUCACUUGUUUCAUUAAUUUUGUUUUCUCACAGAAUUUCUUGUAAUUUGAAUACUGUGCCACUGAGUUCAUAGUUAUUGGAACCUUCAUUUAUUUUCCCC